ACACCUUUUUUUCUGUUGGCAACAGUUAAAAAGGUCAGUUUGACAAAUGACAUUUGUUUUGUUUACGGAUAUAGGUUAUGUAAUUUGUUUAAUAAAUAACCAUGGAAGCAACAGAGCUUGAUUUUGAUAAAAUAUGCCGUAUAUGUUUGGGCGAAGGUGUAAUGAUGUCGAUAUUUAAAGUAAACGUGCACAAAAAAAUGAUGGCAUGUGCUUCUAUUCAGGUAUGGCAACAUGAUGGUUUACCAGCACAAAUAUGCAAUAAAUGUUUAGCUAGAUUGCAUAUAUCAUUUCAGUUCAAAAAGCUAAGUGAAAAAUCUGAUUCCAAACUAAGGCAAUACAUGAACAAACCCAGACAGGAAAAUGUACAAGUAGAAACACAAAAUAAUCAACCUGCAGAAAUUAAAAUGAACGAGAUACAACCCCUACUGCAGAAUCAUCAGAAUGUAGAACAAAUUUUCAUAGAAUGUGGACCUAUAAUUGAAACGGUUCAAGAGGAAAAAUAUGAACAUUUUAUUAAUCAAAAUCAACCACCUUUAUCGCAAAUUAAUUAUAAUAUUCCCACACAAAGUCAUAUGCAAAUUAAUUACAACAUUCCCAAUCAAGUUCAGGUUUAUAAUGGAGCAUAUUCUUUACCAACAAAUCAAGGAAAUAUAAUUCAAAAUCAUCCCAACUCAACACCAAUUCAAAUACACUUACAGUUACCUCAAAUACAGCCCAUAAUGCAACUGGAUCCUCUAGUAACUCAUGAAGAAGAAAAAGAGAGAACAAAAAAAAUAAAAAGUAAAAAGUUACAAGACAACCAGAAACAAUGUCCAACAUGUAAUAAGUGUUUUUCAACAUCCACAAAAUUAUCAAGGCAUAUAAAAACACAUUCAAAAGAUAUGCCAUACAAAUGUAAAAUAUGUAAUAAGGCAUUUUCUCACAGUGGUAACUUUAAGAUUCAUAUGCGGACACAUACAGACGAAAGGCCUUUUAGGUGUUCUGUUUGUGAUAAAGGGUGCAGGCAAGCUCAAGAUUUAGAAAAACAUAUGAGAACUCAUACAGGUGAACGUCCCCAUAAAUGCCAUAUAUGUCCAAAAGCUUUUUCAACGGGUUCAAAUUUGAUAGCCCAUAUUAGAACCCACACAGGUGAAAGGCCAUAUGUGUGUUGUGUUUGCCAAAAAGCCUUUUGCCAGUCCAAUGAGCUGACUAAGCACAUGAGGACACAUACUGGAGAGAAGAGCCAUAUUUGUGAUAUUUGCUAUAAAGGUUUUAAUGGUUCCAGCACCCUGAUAGUACAUAAACGGUCGCACACUGGCGAACGGCCGUACGUGUGCAACAUUUGCAACAAAGGUUUCGCUCAAUCCAGCUGUCUGGGGAUUCACCUGAAACGUCACAAUGGCGAAAAGAAUUUCGUGUGCACGAAAUGCGACAGGGCGUUUAUCACAAACAGCGAUUUGAAAGAGCACACCUUAACGCAUUCGAACGAUAAAACUUUUAAUUGUGCCGUUUGCAGUAAACAGUUUACUAGGCUUUUGGAGUAUGAUAAACACGUUGCCACGCAUUCUGCUGCCGAACAGAUUUCAAAUGUAACCUAAAAUUUUAGUUUUGUUUUGAUGGAGCCGAACAUUAGAAAGUUUAUGUGCCAAAAAACGAAUCAUUGUUUAGAAAAACCGAACUUGUUCUUGGCUAAAAAUAAAAGAUUAUCCAUUAUUCUAAGAAGUAAGCCAUUAAAAAACACUAGAACGUUAAAAAAAUGUGAAAUUAAUCUAAUUUAACAAAAAUUAAAAGUAGUUGUGGAUAUACUGAAUAAAACAUAAUUGAAGUUGAAUUUCAUGAGCCAUAAAAUUCAACUCAAGAAUUUAUAAUAAUAUAUUUGAAUAUAAUAUUACCCAUGGUACAAGAAAACAAGGUAUGUUCUUCAGUAGGACGAAUUUUGGUUCACUUUGAGCACCACCCAGUUGCCGCCAUCUUAGUCCCCCUUUGAGUUGAAAUUAUUUUUUAAAUUUAAAUAUUAUUCUUUUAUGAAAUUCAUCCAAAUUUCUAUCAAAUAAUUCGAUUUUUAGAUUAAAUUGGCGAAUAAUUUUAAGAUCACACGCAAAAAACUAUCUUAGUCACAGUAUUAAC
Molecule: messenger RNA, 2106 nt
Organism: Brassicogethes aeneus
Lineage: Eukaryota; Metazoa; Arthropoda; Insecta; Coleoptera; Nitidulidae
Source: the annotation of a GenBank genome assembly